This is a messenger RNA of Amyelois transitella, 3763 nucleotides long. RefSeq lists its product as uncharacterized. NCBI's taxonomy places the organism in Eukaryota, Metazoa, Arthropoda, Insecta, Lepidoptera, Pyralidae. The coding region runs from base 165 to 638 and encodes 157 amino acids. The record is from RefSeq and is a predicted model, not a curated record. The transcript is spliced from 4 exons.
ACGGACGAACAAAGGAAGGAUUUAAACAGUGUGAACUUCAUGCAAUUGAUUUUUUGAAGAACAAUUUACUGAAACCUUUGCUUAUUCAUCUAUUAUUCGGAAAGUAUAUAGUUAAAUAUUAUUUAAGUGUUAUUGACUCUAAAUAUCGCCUUAUUACAUUGAAAAUGAAGGACCCUUUUGCAUCGGACGCUGGGAUCGAUUCCCCAUCACACAGCCUGAAAAAUGUUGAUGGAUGUUAUAAUAAUAGCCUUUUUAAGGGAAAAACAUUCGCUAAUUCACGCCGUGCCUUGCAGUCUGGCGCUGAGAAGAUUUCCAGAACAUUUAGGAGUGUCAGGAACACAUUUGGGAACUUGUCUCAGCAUUUGAGGCUGGCUGGCAGACGCAGGCAUCGGUUAGCUGAGAUGGGGUCACCAUGCCGGGCUCCUUCUACGCCUGUUAUGAAGAAAAAGGUUCUUGGCAGAAGUCCAGCCAAACUGUACAGCCCGUUUGGCAUUGAAACGCCUCACAGCCGCGACUUCAGGAUGUCUCCGUACAUGCCCGACACUCCAGAACAUGGUUUAUCGCCGAAACGUCACAAAAGCAUAGCGCAGUCAUGGCAUCUGCUGUCCAAGAAACGGCCGCGGGUUCUCUUCCAUUGAUCCGUCUAAUGUACCAAAACAAGAGGUGAAUUUAUAUGUAAUGUUUCCUAAAUUUUGAAAGAUUUCGAAAUAUUUCCAAACAUUGUUACAAUAAAUAUUAUAUAACAUGAAUACCUAUUAUCACGUCUUUACCCUGUAAUGGAACAGGGUAGGCAGAGCCAACAGUCUCGAAAAGAGAGACAGAUAGCUAGCCCAUCGCCUAAAAGAAGAAUCCCAAGUUUAUUAUAUAAGUUAUAUAAUAUUAGUUGAAAUAUAUACGGGAGAACAGAUAGAGCUAGCCCCAUAGUAAGUUAGAGACUUGUGCUAUGGGUUACUGGAAAUUAUUUUUAGAAUGUAGAAGUUUAUCAGACAAAAAAAUAUUUUAAAUGCAUUAGAUUUUAAAAGUUUAUAUCUUUUAUAUACAAUGAGAAAUCUUUAUAGAAAUUUAGGAAACUUACAUCAUCUCUUAUAAUAUUGUAACCCACCGUUUAAUUUAAGAUGCUUUGAAUGGUUUGUCGAGUGUAGUGACGUGCAUAACAUACAAACAGACUGGAUCUACCCUAUUCUACCUUUUAUCCCUUAUGGGUUGGACAGAGCCAAUAGUCUCGAAAAAUAUAGAGACAGGUUGCUGGCCCAUCGCAGAAUAUUUUACUGUAGAAACAAAUUUUAAUCCUAAGUAUGUAUAAUUUAUUCGCUUUGCCAAAUAUUUAAUUGAAAUCCAAAUUUUCUCUUAGAAAUGAAAGCGAAAACGAUUUUUUUUGUCAAAGCAACAAAUGGUAGAUUUUAUGCACGUCACAGGAAGGCUUGAUAGAAGGCUGGAAGGAAAUAAUCUAAUUCAAAAUAUUUUUAUAUAAUUUUAUUUAUCAUCAAUCCCAAAUGAACCUCUAUUGUUCAUUCGUGUUAUUUUAUUUCUGAAUAAAAGUAUUUUUUUAAACCAUAAUUUUAAUGUUUUUAUAAUAGCUUCAAGCCUUCUAUAGCCGUUUUUAUGCAAUUGGUGCUAAAUGUCAUGUAAUUGUAUUAGCUUCUCUGCUAAUGCAUCUGGAAUGGGGCUUAUGUAAUAUAUAUUAUAUUCUAUAUGAAAAGGACUGAACAUUAUUCUUCCUGAAGUUUCAAGUAUAUUAUGUAAGUAUGUAGAAUUUUUAUAAUUCCCAUUUUCAUAAUUUCAACAAUUAUUGUUCAAUGUGAAAAGAAAAAUGAAUCAGAAAUAACCGGUUAUUAUGUUAAUGCCUUGUUUUUCUCAUUGUGGCAAGUAAAAUUCUAAAUUUCUUGUGUUUGAGUAAAAAAAUAAUAACAUAAGCACUUACACUAAAUUACAUCUGGUUUAUAGCUUAUUUUGCAAGCUGGCAUUUGGCAAACUAUAGAAUAUAUUAUUUUUUUAUUAAUAUUAUUAUAUGGUAUUAAUAACAACAAGUAUUAAAGUCAUAUCCAGUAUUAAAAAUGCCAAAAUUGUAUCGUAAAAUUGCGAGAAAGGUGAUGUAUUUACUACGCUUCGCUACGACAAUAUUAGUCUGCUAACGCUUAGUUUUAAGUGGUAUAAGAUGCCUAUAAUAUUUUAUAAUUGAUGUAAUAAUAUUUAGGUUUUUUAAAAAGUUAUUUAUUAAGAACAAAAGUAGUCGCAGGAAAAUGUUUUUCCAACGCUACUUAACAGGUUUUAGUGUUUUUGUAAAGAGUGAUUUUAUUUCGUAGGUAUCCAAUAAUAAAUUGUGUAAGACUGAUUUAUCAGUAAUCGAUAUACACAUAGCAUUUUUUAGAUGUUUUUCAAUAAUUUGGCAAAUUUAUUUUUGUAUAGAUAGGAGUAUGAAAUACCAGUCAUUAAAUUUGUUUUUUUUUCUGAUGCAAGUCUUCAUUUAUUCAAGACUUAUUUUUAUUCUUUAGGUAGUUGUCUAACUAAAUAUAAUUACAAUUUCACUAUUAAUUUCAACUAUUUCUAUAUAAUGCUGCAGAAACGAUAAUAUAAAUGUACCUAAAUCUUUUCUUACAAUGCUAGAGUAAUACCAAUUUAUGUCAUUAUGUCGAAGGGUUUAUUUAACCCUGCCAAUGUGUGUAUUUAUUAAUUAGUAAAAGGCGUCUUUAUGAAAAGUACUUAUCUAAAUUUUCACAGCAAAAUUAUGAAACAGAAUAAUUUUCCUUAGAAAUCGGAAGAAUCGAUUUUUUUAUUUUUUAAAUACUUACAUAAAAUCACGCUUUUUUCCGAAGGGGUAGGCAGAGACUACAUUACUUAUUAUAUUAAUUACUAGCCUCGAUCUCUGCAUACUUCUUUCGCUUCGUCCACAUUCAUAACUCUCUUCAUGCAAGCUCUGCGCUUUCGGGUUAGUACUCUUGACCUGACCUUUUGCCAGGACUCCACACUCUCCUUGUAUAUUUGCUUAGUCAAUCAGCUUUCUUGCUCUCCAAAUGACCAAACCCUUUUCUAUUCCUUGUACUACAUCUUCUUUCACAUCACAACAUCCCUUCUCUCGCUGUUCCUUAUCCUGUCACUCAAUUUAACACUGAUCAUACUCCUUAACGCUCUCAUUUCCGUAUUCUGCUUUCGUGCUUCUUUUGCCACACCCAACUUUCACUCCCAUACAUUAAUGUCGGGAUCAACAUGCCCACAUGCACAGCCAGGCGAGUCUUUUUGGACUAUCUCUGACUGUUCGCAAAAGCAUGUACCUAAUGCUCCAUUCACCAAGUUUACCGCGUUCACUCUCCUUUCAAUAUCUAUCACACUUUCUAUCUGAUGUAAACUUUGAUCUUAGAUAUACCUACAAACCUCUUUCACUUGCUCGACUUUUUCUCCUCCAAUAUUACUGCUAUUAUCUCCUACAAUAUGCUGAAAUUUUCUUUUCCAUUUAAAAAAAAAUAUUAUUUUUUUGUAUGGUAUUUAUUGAUCUUCAACACACUUCUGUUUUUGAGUAAUUACAUAUUAUAGUUAUUAAUUUUGGGAUGUCUUAUGCACAGAGCUGUGAAAGUUUAGAUAUUGUUUAAAAGCCAUCAUUAUUCAAGUUGAGGCUGCUCGUGUUUAGUAAAAAAAAGGCUGUAUUUGUAAAGUAGCGGACUGUAUAAGAUAUGCUUAUUUUUUCAAAGUAGUAGGUAUGUGGUAUAUGAGGCUCAACAUCACUGAUGUACUUAUUUGUUUAUUUCUAUAUUGAAUAUCUACAAUGUAA